Messenger RNA from Helianthus annuus (common sunflower), 1392 nucleotides. RefSeq names its product UDP-glycosyltransferase 84B1. The transcript has a single exon. Gene Ontology annotation, molecular function: UDP-glycosyltransferase activity. The coding region runs from base 1 to 1392 and encodes 463 amino acids. NCBI's taxonomy places the organism in Eukaryota, Viridiplantae, Streptophyta, Magnoliopsida, Asterales, Asteraceae. The record is from RefSeq and is a predicted model, not a curated record.
AUGGGAAUGGGAUCAAUUUCCGAACCAAACCAACAAACAAGUGUACUACUCGUUACCGUUGCAGCUCAAGGUCACGUAAACCCAAUGCUAAGACUCGGCAACCUACUCGUCUCCAAAGGUCUUCAUGUCACUCUCGCCACUCACGACUACGCCCUCAAACACUGCUCAAACACCGUCGGCAACAUCCACCUCGAGUUCUUCUCCGACGGCUUACCCAAAAACUAUAACCGCAAUAAACCCGAGUUAUUUAACGAAUACAUGAACUCAGUAAUCAAGCAUGGACCCGUUAACCUCUCAGCCCUAAUCAAAUCACACACCCUUAAAUUCUCAUGCAUUAUCAACACCCCUUUUCUGCCGUGGGCCGCGGACGUAGCCGCAGACCUCGGCCUGCCAUGUGCUAUGGCGUGGAUACAACCCUGCACUAUAUAUCAAAUAUAUUAUUAUUACUACAAUCGUUUGCAUGAGUUCCCGAAUGAAAGUAACCCUAAUAUGACCGUGAAGCUACCGGGGCUACCUUCGUUUUGUUCUGAUGAGCUACCAUCCUUUGUUCUACCGUCUAAUACGUUUACUACAUUUGAUAGUAUAUUAAAAGAAGUUUUUCAUAACCUGCAUAAGAUCAAAUGGGUGUUGGGAAACUCGUUUAUGGAGCUCGAAAACGAUGUGAUAACGUCGGUGGAUAAGUUUUGGCCGGUCGGACCGCUUGUUCCCGAGAGUUUGUUUGGAAAGUUGGAUAAACUUGGAGGCGAUCUAAGCGGGUUCGAUUCGUUUAAAUCGGAUAAGGAAGGUGAUUGUUUAGAAUGGCUAGAUAAACAGGAACCGGCAUCGGUUGUUUAUAUAUCAUUCGGAAGUUUAAUACUUUCGUCUGAGAAACAAAUAGAAAGCAUAGCAUGUGGUUUAAAACGUGCAAACCGGCCGUUUAUUUGGGUAGUCAAACUGCCGGAAAAUCAGGAAACAAAACAGUUUAAAGUUCUAGAAGAUGUUAAGGAACUAGGAUUGGUGGUGAAGUGGUGUCCUCAAACCGCGGUUUUGUCACACCGGUCGGUCGGGUGUUUCUUGAGCCAUUGCGGGUGGAACUCGUUGGUUGAGAGUAUUGCAGCGGGUGUGCCGGUGAUUGCUUGUCCGAAGUGGAGUGACCAGCCGACGAAUGCGAAGCUUGUUACGGAUGUUUGGAAGGUUGGGGUGAAAGUGGAAAAGGAUUCAGAAGGCUGUUUUGUUGGGGAGGAAGUGGCAAGAUGUGUGGAUGAGAUUAUGAGUGGGCCGAGAUCGGAGGAGUUUAGGAAGAACGCGGCGGAGUUGAAGAGGGCUUCGCGUGAGGCGGUGGCGGAUGGUGGCUCAUCGGACAAGAAUAUACAGUUGUUUGUAGACGAAUUAGUUUCUUCUUCUUUCUUGUGA